Stegastes partitus (bicolor damselfish) is the source of this 1564-nucleotide messenger RNA. RefSeq lists its product as uncharacterized. NCBI's taxonomy places the organism in Eukaryota, Metazoa, Chordata, Actinopteri, Pomacentridae. The transcript is spliced from 3 exons. The record is from RefSeq and is a predicted model, not a curated record. Bases 105 to 830 code for a protein of 241 amino acids.
CAAACUGCAACCGAGAGUUCAGGAAAACAUAAACCGGCUGUUAGUUUGGAUUUUACCUGCUUGGCCUGAUGAGUUAAAAGUUUGGUUUUAACGCAGAUAGAACGAUGAGUUUCUGCUCUGCUGCAAAAUCUCAGCAUGUUUUCAUCUGGAUUUCCAUUUUCAGCUUCGUUUCACCAGUAAUCCGUCCAGAUGUGGAGCUGCAGACCACGUUGCCGCUGACGACAAACUGUGGAGAAAACGUGACUCUGAACUGCGAUGUCAAAUCAUCAAGUCCGCUGGAUAUGAAACUACUGUCCUGGGUGGCUGCAAAUAAAACCUGUAAAUAUGAAAACCCAGAGCUCGGCUGUGAAAGGACGACGACGGACUCGAACCACCGACUCACUCUGAGACUCGCCAACAUCAGGCCCAUCGACGCGGGAAGCUACCUCUGCAAACUGCGCAGUAACAUGGGAGUAAAAGCCCAAACCACCAACGUGACAGUGAGAGAGUGUUCUGGACGUCUUGCUUCCUCGAUGAACCAGUCCCACGCCUGGUGCUCCUUCAGCGGGUUUUAUCCUGGCGGUUCGGUUCACUGGUUCCAGGAAGACGCCAACCUGACAGAUUCUGCCACCACAGAAGAAGACAAGGACCAACAUGGAUUCUACAACAUUCAGAGUGAGAUAGACGUGCAGAAAGUGAACCUGAGUCGGCCUUUAAACUGUUCGCUGUGGAUUCCUUCUCUGGGAAAAUAUGCGUCCGAACCGCAGCUGGUUCAUUCUGCAGGAGGUUCGGUUCGACUGCAGCGGUUCUGUGCGCUGGCCGGAAUCAUCCUGGUCAAGUUUGUGCUGUAAAGAAAGUUCACAUCUGGAUCUGAGGAGACAAAAGUGUGCAAAUGCUUUAAUGUGCACCAAGAAUCCACAGUAUUACAGUAAAGUCAGCCUCACAUGAAGCAGCUUGUAGCUUUGCACAUAUGACACCACACAGACCCCUAUGAACACCCGUUUGUUUGAGCCCACAUCAACGUUACACCAACGUUUUGAGGCGUCUAACAUCAGGAUUUGUGUGUCGAGUGCAGCAAGACAAGGUUCCACUUUUUAGAUAUUUUGAUUUUAAACCCGAAUUACUCCAAAGUGAUUUAAAUUUGUCACAAAAAUCAAACUAAUGAAUAACAAUUAGCUGUUGAAAAUGGAAAAAAGUCCCUAAAAAGUUCCUGUAAGUUCAUAUUUAUGGAUGUUUUCUUGUUUCCUACUAAUAAGACAGUCUUUGGUUCCACCAACGUUUGAGGCCUCCAGCAUCAGUAGAAUCUGACAAGUUUGACAAGACGAAGUCCCACUUUUUAGAUAUUUUGACAAUUUUUUUGUGGACUCAAACAAAACUGGUGUUCAUAAGCAUCUGUACGUUAUUACACGUACAAAGUUACGUGCUGCUUCCACGUUGAACUUUAUGAUGAAAUUUAAAGACAUACGAAGCUGAUAUUUGUUUUACUGAAUGUUCUAUAAAAAAUGUUUGUAAAGUCUUAAGCUCUGAUGUGUUGCCUAAAGCCGACGUGUCACUUAACUGUCAAAUAAAAUUUUAUUUUAAAUAA